Molecule: messenger RNA, 990 nt
Organism: Bactrocera oleae (olive fruit fly)
Lineage: Eukaryota; Metazoa; Arthropoda; Insecta; Diptera; Tephritidae
Product: calaxin
Molecular function (GO): calcium ion binding
Source: RefSeq, a predicted model, not a curated record
UUUUUUUGGCGCUUCACUUUGUUUUUAUUACGAAAUAUAUGAUUCCCAAUUGACAGUACUUUGAGUAUUUUCUUUUAUUUAUUUACUUUUUUGAAAUUGAGGAUUUCUUUACGUGAUCAUUUGUUGAAGACUUUUGUGUUUUAAAUUUUAUUGUGCACCGCAGAACAGAAUAUAUUUGAAACUUUACAUCCAUCUGUAGACGACUGAAGCACCAUGACUAUGAAUAAGUUGGAUGCUACGUUGGAUGACGUGCAGAACACGCGAUUUGGGAAUAUCUAUCACGAUCUGAUCAAGCAAAUGGCCAAGACGACGCAGUUCACGGAGGGUGAAGUGAGCAGUAUUUUAAUGGUUUAUCACAAAUUCGUUUUGGCUAACGGUUCCAAGGCGAAGCAUAUGACAAAGAAACAAUUUUUCCACCUAUUCCUGGUUUUGUUCAAAAUCUUCGAUUUGCAAAUAAUUGAACGCAUCCUCUUGCACAUAACUUUGGAUAUGAAAAAGGAGGUAGACGCUGUUGCUUGGGUGCGCCUCUUCUCCGUCUUUAUGACCAACAAAUUGGAUCAGAAGAUCAAAUUCACUUUUCAAAUUUACAAUAUUCAUGGUAACGGAUUUUUGAAUCGUGAAAUUGUGCAACAUGCUGUCGAAAAAUUUUUCGUUGGCGAAGAUGAGGACGAAGUGAACGAGCUACGGUCGGAUAUGGUCGAUUUGCUGUUCAAGAAAUUCGAUGUGGACAAAGAUGGUGUGAUAUCGUUUGAUGACUAUUCGCAGGUUGUCAUGAAACAACCGAUGUUGCUGGAGUUUUUAGGACAAUGCUUUCCGUCCAUAAUUGGCACAACAGUAAUUGCCCUCUGUGCGAAUAUAAUGUCCAAGGUGAACUUUGAUAAACCGUGUGCAUGAAUGACUUGAAAUAUGUGUACAUUUCACUUUUUAUACACACAUGUAUAUUAUAUGUUGAUGCUUUACAUUUCCUUCUAAAUAAAUUACUUAUUGAUU